Triticum aestivum (bread wheat) is the source of this 1503-nucleotide messenger RNA. Its product is annotated as GDSL esterase/lipase At3g09930. Gene Ontology annotation, molecular function: hydrolase activity, acting on ester bonds. The coding region runs from base 346 to 1323 and encodes 325 amino acids. The transcript has 5 exons. The record is from RefSeq and is a predicted model, not a curated record. Lineage: Eukaryota; Viridiplantae; Streptophyta; Magnoliopsida; Poales; Poaceae.
AAAGGUUGCUACACACGAUUCUUCUAUCUAUCGUCUUUGCUCCCAAGAUGUGCCUUCGUCUCCACAUUGACGCAUGCAUGCUAUAGUUACAAGCGUACGUACGUGGGAUUAGUGAGUCCAUGUGCCAUACGUACCUACCUACCGAUCAGAAGAAUCUUCUAUAAAUAGCUACACCCAUCCGCCUCCCGGCCAUCUGCUUCCGCGCCGGGCGCCGGCCUCGUAACCAUGGAGCUCAUGCCAACCGUCUUCUGCCUUCUCCUCCUCGUCCUUGCACAGGAUGGGGCUCGUGUGGAGGCAUGAGGCACACCUUCGGCUGAUCAGGGGUCAAAGAACCAAUGGUCCAGCAUGUUCGUCUUCGGCGAUGGCUUCGUCGACAACGGCAACCUCCCGGAGACCGACACAUGGCGUCAAUGGAGCUAUCCCUACGGCUCCUAUCUCAACUCCCGUGGAUCUGCGACUCCUGUUCCAACUGGGCGCCUUUCCAACUAUUGGAUUCAAUCUGACUUCAUCGCAAGGAUCUUGGGCCUCAGUGAAGCCCCUCCAUCGUACAGGCUCACGCCACAUCUAUCUUGCGACCCAUCUGGCAUGACCUUUGCUUUCGGCGGCGCUGGCGUCUACGAGGUGCCGGACAAGAAGGUGCCGACCCUUGCCACACAGGUCAAUGCUUUCACGAGACUACUCAAUGCUGGGGUCAUCUCAAAACAACAGCUUCAGAGCUCGGUCGCUCUCGUCUCCAUCUCCGGCAGUGACUACAUGACUGGUGCCAACGUAGAGAAUGCCUUCUUGAGUAGCUUCGAUGAUAUCGAUAGUUAUAUUGGGAAUGUGACGACCGAGAUUGCGAAGAACGUGGGGAGGCUACAGAGGCUAGGUGUGAGAAAGGUACUAGUGAACAACAUGCAUCCCAUUGGCUGCACGCCUUUGCGGACUAGUUCGAGCAACUACACGACAUGCGACCUUCUGGCCAACUAUGCCGCAACUGUGCACAACAUCAAUAUAGAACACCUAAUGGGCAACAAGAAUAAUGCCCACAUACUGGACCUCUACACUGCCUUCACCGACAUCGUCAAUCACGCCCCUGGUGAAGGGUCGGAGCAGUCAAACAAUUUCAAGCGCAAGCUGACACCUUGCUGCGAGGCUUCCACUGAGCUGGGGUACUGUGGACAGGUUAGCCCUUCAGGGGAGCGCCUCUAUGACCUAUGCAAGAAUCCUGACAAGAAGUUCUACUGGGACGAGUCUUACCCGACAACUGCUGGGUGGGAAGCUGUUACAGAGGCGCUAGAAGAACCUUUGAGGGAGUUCCUAGAUCGGGACUAUGUUCCAUGAUGCAUUUAUAGUUUAGGUUUAGCUCGAUCCAUUGCUUGUUGGUGCAGUAUCUUUUAGCUAGGUUAGCUUUAUAUAGAUAGUAUUCCUAUUUAGGAAGAAACUUUUGAGGUUUUGUUUCCUUGUGUUCCAUGAACUUUGGUCUAGUUGCCUUCAUGUUUUAAGAAAGAUAGUCCUAUUAUA